This is a messenger RNA of Haliotis rubra (blacklip abalone), 1328 nucleotides long. RefSeq names its product protocadherin gamma-B2-like. The record is from RefSeq and is a predicted model, not a curated record. Gene Ontology annotation, molecular function: calcium ion binding. The transcript is spliced from 9 exons. Bases 115 to 1317 code for a protein of 400 amino acids. NCBI's taxonomy places the organism in Eukaryota, Metazoa, Mollusca, Gastropoda, Lepetellida, Haliotidae. Gene Ontology annotation, cellular component: membrane. Gene Ontology annotation, biological process: homophilic cell-cell adhesion.
ACAUCCUGAUAGGACAAGCCACCACCACAUAGACCCCCAACAUUCACUCAUGUUAGCUGUGUGCACCUCUACCUGGGCGUUGGCGUGAAGUUAGCUCCCAAACAGAUUCACGUGAUGGCUGCAAGGCCGCCAGUUCCGACUUUGACCAAACUGACCUGUGUGCUGCUGGUCUACGUAAAGCUGACGACACAAGUCACCCCUCCGCCUUGUAACCCUGGAGACAACCUCUAUGCCCCAGUCUUCAUUAAUUCCGAGGUGCAACAGACCAUACCAGAAACAUUGCCUAUAGACGCCAGCGUCGCAACACUGAGCGCUUCGGAUAAGGACACUUUGUGUAACUUUGGAAGCCUGACGUACAGCAUCACCGGCGAUGGUUCUGCUGCAUCGUAUUUUGGAAUAGAAAAGGACACAGGAAUAGUUUCUUUGAAAACCAGCCUGACAAACACAUCCAUCGUUGACUUCACUGUCCGUAUUGAGGUACAAGAUGGCAGCUCCCCUCCCUGGAGUUCCACAGCUUUGCUGUACUUAAAGAUUACACGAAAUUUUGAACGCCCAGUAUGGAGUUCUGCAAGGUAUGCUACCAACAUCCCAGAGACUGCCCCAGUGCUUGAGAAUAUCCUGAGUGUCACAGCCACAGAUAGAGAUGCCCAGCCCCCCAACAAUGAAGUGACGUAUGAGCUUGUAGGAAAUGCUGUUCAACUCUAUUACUUUGAGAUUGUUAGUUCCACUGGUGAUAUUCGCCCAAGGCGUCCACUUACUUCCGAUACAAACAGAAGAAGUCAGUUUGAUUUUGUUGUGAUCGCUCGAGAUCAAGGCAGCCCUCCUCUCACUGCUGCAAUCAAUGCCUCUGUGACAAUAUCAGUGUUCAGAAACAACAACGCCCCUCGGUUUAUCCAGGAUCCCUACUCCAUUACAGUAGCUCAGGGCCUGGGCAGUGGCACGGUCAUCUCUGUCAGGGCAGUUGAUGAUGACCCUUCUACGGAAUUCAACCAGAUCUCAUAUUCCAUCGAGGGUCCAGCAAAUGCUCUGACUCUGUUUACAAUUGAUGGGUCAGGAAAUAUCCAACCAACAAACCCUGCUGCUAUCAACAGUGCCUCAGAGACAAAUUAUAAGAUUUAUGUUCGAGCUGAGGACAAUGGCAUUCCCAAACUGUACGACAUUGUCCUUGUUGAACUCACCAUCAACCGGAACCUGAACCCACCCAUCUUCAACCCCGUCACCUAUGAAGAGACCAUUCUGGAGACCAGGCCAUUUGGAGACGUGGCUCUCAGAGUGACAGCUUCAGAUGCUGAUAACCUGGUAUGUGGUUGUUGUUAACUGAAAUGUCA